AAGUCUAGUGUCUUCAUGGGCGUGGACAAAAAAUUCAACUUACAAGAAUGGAAUAACAUGCCUAAAAUAUUGGCCAACUCUUUCAAAAGUCCCAGAAGAAAUCUACGAAAAUGCUUUGAGAAAUUUUUAAUAUGUAGAGGCAGCUUGAAAGAUUCAAUUCCAGGUUUCAUUUCUCUUUCUCUAUUUGAAUAUACAAAACAACCUUCAGAGAUUUCCGCCUUCUUGAUGAUGACUCUGACCAACAUAGUCAAUCCUUUAUCCAUUCUUUAUUCACUCUUGUAUGUAUUUCUCCUUUGAAUAUUCAUUUUCUAAUGUUUCUUUCCUUUUCCCUCUCUCCCCCCACUUGGAUUUCACAAACCAAGAAUACCCUUUUUGCUUUGGGACAUUGCUUUUGCUCUGUAUUGUAUCUGUGAUCAGAAUACCCAAAUGGUAAAACCUAAGAGGGCAUUUGAAGUGUUGAGUUAGUUAUUACAGUCGGUGGUUAUUAUAGUAGUUGGGUUACAAUAGUAUAGGUAGGAAAUAGUAAAUAUUGUAAUAAAGAGAGAAAGAGAGGAUGAGUAGGAAAUAGAAAAAGCAUAUAGUAGAGAGGAAUUUGAAAUAGUAAUACUAUAGUUAAUUGAAGGUAUAAUAGUUAGAAAUUCCAAUUAUUAUAAUCCGAUUGCUGAUGACAUCCCUGAGUUUCUAAGAAGUUUUGAUUUAAAUCCAUUUUCUGCUUCCAUGUUCUUUCUCAGUUCUUCAUGUUCAUUGAGUUGUUUGAAUGAUAUGGAUUGUACAAAUAAGAAAUGGCUGUGUUUGAUGUACAUUUUGGAAAUUUAGGGAAGACUUUUGAGUUUCAUCAUGUAUAAGAGGGUCAAUAUCAUUUUAUAGUCUGAACUCAUAUAUUGACCAAAGUGGUAUUAAGUAAUCAAUGCCUUUCCGAGCUCUCACAACUCAUUAUUCUAGGCAGAGUCAAAACACUUUGAAGCUAGUGGUCUAUGACACACUUGAAUCUUAUGAUUUCCUGGUCAUUUGGAUUAUAUGAGCCAAAAAGGUAAUGUUUUUCUUAGUUGGCAAGAAAAAUAUAAAGAAAAAGGAUUGGGGGCUUCUUACUGCAUAUAUAUAGGAGAGGAGAAAGUAGACCCAUUGGCCUAUGCCUUUAUGAAAAAUGGGAAAGUUUCCUUUUCUUUUUUCUUUCUUCUUGUUUGCUUUGAUGGUUUCUGGGGAGCAUGAAACUGAAGGAAACAUGAAGUCGACGACGGAGGAUAGCAGAAACGGCAGAAUAGGUGUCAUUGUAGACAAAAGUUCCAGGAUUGGUAAGGAAGAGAUUUUAGCUAUGCGGAUGGCUGUUGAGGAUUUUAACUCCUUCAGCAAUCGAAGUUUCAGUCUUGUCAUCCGAGACUACAAAAGUGAUCCAAAUCUUGCAGCUCUUGCAGCUAAUGAUCUCAUCAGUAUGCAACGAGUUCAGAUUCUUAUAGGACCACAAACUUGGGAAGCUGCAUCCGUAGUUGCUGAGGUUGGAAAUGAGAAACAGAUUCCAGUUCUAGCCUUAGUUAAUGAAAUACCAAAUUGGGCAACUGAGCGGUUCGAGUUUUUGGUCCAAGCUUCUCCCUCCCAGUUAAAUCAAAUGAGGGCUAUAGCUGGUAUCGUCAGUUCGUGGGAUUGGCACCUAGUCAAUGUUAUAUAUGAAGAUAGAGAUUUCUCAACCACUGGAAUAUUUCCUCAUCUUGUACAUGCCCUCAGAGACAUAGGAGCUGAAGUAAGUGAAUUUGUUGGUCUCUCUCAAUUUGAUUCUGAUUUAUUUUCCAAAGAAUUGGAGAGGCUAAGAAGAGGGUCAAGCAGAAUUUUUGUAGUUCAUAUGUCUUUCAAGUUGGCAUUACGUCUAUUUGAGAUAGCCAAAGAUAUGGGAAUGAUGGGAAAGGACUAUGUUUGGAUCACUACUGAUUCUUUCACAAACCUUGCACAUUCUUUCAAUGCUUCUAUCAACUCUUUACUACAAGGAGUUGUUGGAGUCAAGAGCUUCUUCCCUGAAGACAAUCCUCCAUUUCAUGAAUUUUAUCGUCGGUUUUGUAAACGGUUUAGAUUAGAGCAUUCUGACGAGGACAAUCACGAGCCUGGAAUUUUCGCGAUUCAGGCUUAUGAUGCUGCAAGGACAGCAGCUAUGGCAAUGAGUGAAAUCCAAGAAAAGGGUAAUCACUUGUUGGAAAAAAUAAAGCUCACUGAUUUUCAAGGACUCAGUGGAAAGAUUCAGUUUAAGGACAGAAAAUUAGCCUUAUCUGAUACUUUUCAGAUCAUCAAUGUGAUGGGGAGGAGUUAUAGAGAACUAGGCUUCUGGUCUGAUAAAUUAGGCUUCUCAAGAGAGUUGAGGAAAAAUUCGUCUUCGAGCUUGUCGAUGAAGGAUCUCGGUGAAGUGUUUUGGCCAGGUGGAUCUUCGAUAACUCCAAGGGGAUGGGUUGUAUCAACAGAUGCCAAUUCAUUGAGAAUUGGGGUGCCAACUAGUUCCAUGUUCAAACAGUAUGUACAUGUGGAAGAAGAUCCUAUGGGAAACAAUUUAUCCUUCAAUGGACUUGCAAUUGAUCUGUUUAAAGCAACAAUAGACAACCUUAACUUCCCUCUGCCGUACCAAUUUUUUCGUUUCGAUGGACCAUAUGAUGAUUUGGUGGAGCAAGUCUACCUGAAGAACUUCGACGCAGUCGUAGGUGAUAUAGCGAUAUUAUCACGACGCUAUAAAAAUGCAGAGUUUACACAUCCUUACUCAGAAGCAGGGCUGGUGAUGGUAGUUCCUACCAUAAAAGAUACAAGUAAUCGAGCAUUGAUGUUCACAAAGCCCUUUACAGUGACCAUGUGGUUUGCAAUUGCUGUGAUAAAUGUCUACAAUGGCUUUGUAGUCUGGUUCAUAGAAAGAAAUCAUUAUCUGAGUCAUGAAGGUUCGAUGUUUAAUCAAGCUGGAACCAUGCUUUGCUCAUCCUUCACCACCCUCUUCUCCUUACAUGGUAAUGUGCUGCACAGUAACUUGUCCAGGAUGACCAUGGUGGUUUGGCUAUUUAUGGCACUUGUGAUAACUCAAAUAUAUACUGCUAACCUUACAAGCAUGCUCACUAUUCAAAAGCUCGAACCGACUAUAACGAAUAUCGAAACUCUCCAAAGGACAAAUGCGUUGGUCGGAUUUGGUAGAGGAUCAUUUGUCAAAAGAUAUUUGGAAGAUGUCUUACAUUUUCGUGCCAAAAACAUAAGAAACUACUCUACACCUGAUGAUUAUGCUGAAGCUCUCAGAAACCAGGAGAUAGCAGCUGCUUUUCUUGAAGUCCCUUUUGUAAAAAUAUUCCUUGCAAGAUUUUGUAGGGAAUUCAUGGUUUCUGGGCCAACCUACAAAGUUGGAGGAUUUGGAUUUGCAUUUCCAAGAGGCUCUCCACUGUUAACGGAUAUUAAUGAAGCAUUGCUUAAGGUAUCUGAAACUGGGAAGUUCAGAGAUUUGGAAGAUAGCAUGAUUGCUAAUGAGAAAUGUGAGGAUGAGGAUGCAAAGGAUGAAAAUUCAAGCCUCAGCCCCAACAGCUUCUUCAUAUUAUUUGUAUUGAGUGGAGGAGUAUCAACAAUAGCUCUCACAUUAUACAUAUUUAAUGCUCAUAACUUCAGUUUUCAACAGAAUACCAUUUGGAGAUUAAUGAUAGCUGUAAUGAGAAACUGGGGAAAGCACAGAAGGCGAUUUUCUCGACAAGUAAGCGAUGAGCCGCAAAUGACCGUCUCAAAUAACUUCUCGAACACCAUGGAUAUACAAGCUCAGGUCUAGAUAAUUGUACUCGAUUUCCAUGUCAUUGGCAUACCAUAUAGUUCAGGGUGUUCUCUGUAGAAUUGAAAUCAGAUGAUGACUAAACAGAUGAGGGAGCUCUAGUUGGAAGCUUGAGAAAUCAGAUGAUUCCAUUUACAUUUUCAAAAACAAAAGAGAUUUCCAAAGUUUUAGAUUAGAAGGUAAACCUGAGCAUUUUUCAACUAGCAUAAACUUACACUACUAAACUCUAUGAUUCGGUUUCUCAACGUAGUGUCCAAAAAAUAAGAUUAGAAUGUAAAAGUUAAAUGUUUUAACCAUAGAACAUAACAGACAUGUCUUUUAUCUCAGAUUCGAACGAUACAUUCUAGCAUUUUGAUUUUUAAGAUUAGUGAUCGUUGGGUGUUGUUAUUAUUUUUUUUCUUCUUUCUUUCUUUGAGAUGUUUUAUGUAAUGCCUCAGGCUUAAGACACAUCUGAUAUGUACUAUAAUUUGCACUUGUGUAACAUUUUUAUCCUUUAAUAUACGAGUAGCUGCCAACUCAUAUUUUGCUAUUA
Messenger RNA from Benincasa hispida (wax gourd), 4295 nucleotides. RefSeq names its product glutamate receptor 2.8-like. Gene Ontology annotation, cellular component: membrane. Gene Ontology annotation, molecular function: ligand-gated monoatomic ion channel activity. Lineage: Eukaryota; Viridiplantae; Streptophyta; Magnoliopsida; Cucurbitales; Cucurbitaceae. The record is from RefSeq and is a predicted model, not a curated record.